This is a messenger RNA of Lampris incognitus (smalleye Pacific opah), 1789 nucleotides long. RefSeq names its product FERM domain containing 3 (gene frmd3). Bases 1 to 1788 code for a protein of 595 amino acids. Gene Ontology annotation, molecular function: cytoskeletal protein binding. Gene Ontology annotation, cellular component: cytoskeleton. NCBI's taxonomy places the organism in Eukaryota, Metazoa, Chordata, Actinopteri, Lampriformes, Lampridae. The transcript has 17 exons. The record is from RefSeq and is a predicted model, not a curated record.
AUGAAAAUGCUCCGGUUUCGCAGCCCCAGCAUCCGGUCCUUGGACCAAGAAAUCCUCUGUACGAUCCGAUUACUGGACGACUCGGAGAUCUCCUGCAGCAUCCAGAGAGACACCAAAGGCCAAUUCCUAUUGGACCAUGUGUGUAACCACUACAAUCUACUUGAGAAAGACUACUUUGGCAUUAGAUAUGUGGAUCCUGAAAAACAAAGGCAUUGGCUGGAGCCCAACAAGCCUGUGGUGAGACAGAUGAAGUCUCAGCAGCCAUACACCAUGUGCUUUCGGGUCAAGUUCUACCCCCACGAGCCGAUGAAGAUCAAGGAGGAGCUCACCAGGUAUCUCCUUUAUCUUCAGCUGAAGAGAGACAUCUAUCAUGGUCGUCUCCUCUGUCCAUUUGCAGAUGCUGCCUACCUGGGAGCCUGCAUCAUACAGGCUGAACUAGGUGACUAUGACCCAGACGAGCAUCCGCAUGACUACAUCAGAGACUUCAAGCUGUUUCCAAAACAAUCCCUCAAAUUGGAGAGGAAGAUUAUGGAAAUGCAUAGGAACGAGCUCAGGGGACAGUGUGCAUCGUUAGCAGAGUUAAACAUGCUUCAAAGGGCCCACACCCUUGAGACAUAUGGAGUUGACCCCCACCCUUGCAAGGAUUUCACGGGCUCCACAGCCUUCCUAGGGUUCACCGCCACAGGUUUUGUGGUCUUUCAGGGCAACAAAAGGAUCCAUCUCCUCAAAUGGGCUGAUGUCAGCAAGCUUAAGUUUGAAGGGAAAACCUUCUAUGUCAUCGGGAUUCAGAAAGAGAAGAAACUGGUGUUGACGUUUCACACCUCGACCCCUGCAGCAUGUAAGCACCUAUGGAAGUGCGGGGUGGAGAACCAAGCCUUUUACAAGUGUGCUAAAUCGAGUCAAAUAAAAACCGUAUCCAGCAGUAACAUCUUCUUCAAGGGCAGCAGGUUCAGAUACAGUGGAAGAGUAGCCAAGGAAGUGAUAGAGGCCAGCUCAAAGAUACAGAGAGAACCGCCGGAGGUUCGAAGAACCCAGUUUGGACAGAGCAGAAGCUAUAACUCUCUGAGCCAUAAGAACCUUAUCAUGAAUAUGGAGCCCCUGGUACCUGCCUUGCCCUCUGCUAAUGAAUAUGAAGAGACCGCCACAGACAACGAGGGGAAACCCCCCCCCCCCAAAGAGAAAAAUAAACAUGGCCCUGUGAUGGCCUCGCUGCCUGUCCAGGCAGAGGAGGAAGAGGAGGAGGAGGAGGAGGAGGAGGAGGAGGAAGAGACCAGCGGAGCGCUGACCAUCUCAGAGCUUGUUUACAGCCCCUGUGCUAGCAUGCUGCCCACCCCAGUGGAUGACAGCCAGGGAGGAGUAGACCUGCUAUUCUCCUCCCCAGCCCAGAGCCCUGCCAGGCUGCUGAGAGAGCUCCACGCUGACCCUGACAUCCAAGCCCAGCUGGAGGCUGAGAGGGAGCGGGACCGUGCCUACGAACGUGUCCGCAUGGCUGGGAGAAGCCGGAUGGGCGGCGUCCUAAGCAGUGGCCUCCGUCUCCUCUCAUCCAACAAGAGAGUCAACGCCUGCUUGCUGAGCGCGGCCCGCCUCGUCGCAGUGGUGAUGGGCGUUCUGUUAGUUGCCGUCCCGACACUGCUGCUGCUGUUGGAGUCGGACCUUGACGUGUCAUUUCUUCAUGAGAUACGUCAGACCCCAGAGUUUGAGCAGUUCCACUAUGAGUACUACUGCCCCCUACAGCGCUGGAUCCUCUGUAAAAUCAGUACAGCUAUGGAGGACCUCUGGUCAGACUAAA